Molecule: messenger RNA, 516 nt
Organism: Aphanomyces invadans
Lineage: Eukaryota; Oomycota; Saprolegniomycetes; Saprolegniales; Verrucalvaceae
Exons: 2
Coding region: 1-516 (171 amino acids)
Source: RefSeq, a predicted model, not a curated record
AUGGGAACAAUGCGGAUCACCACCGACAAAGGGGCAACCCUGGUCAUGGAAAACGUGUUAGUUAUCGACAAUAUGCCGUCCACCCUCUUGUCCGUGACAGCCAUGAUGCGCAAAGACCCGAAAUUCGCCGACACCUUCAAGGCCAAUGGCUGCAGCAUCAUGCACGAUUCCGUACCAAUCGCAACGGCAACGUUGGACCCAAGGUACAAGGUGUACGUCCUCGACCAAGCCACCGUCGAACACUGCAAAAGGGCCGUGACCAAUCACGCAAGAAAUCUGCAGACGAUACGUCAGAUCUCUGGCAUCAACGACACGCCGGGCAACUUACACGAGCCGAGGAAGAAAUGUGAGUGCUGCGUCAAGAACAAGAUCACGAAGACCUCACCUCCAAAGACGCACACGCGAUCGUUCAAGCCUGGCGAAUAUGGGGUGUCGGACACCAAGGCCGAUGAGAACAGCAUCAGUCGGCGGGUGCAAAUUAUUACACAGUGUACGUCGACGCCGGUUCGGGCAUGA